Molecule: messenger RNA, 1502 nt
Organism: Perca fluviatilis (European perch)
Lineage: Eukaryota; Metazoa; Chordata; Actinopteri; Perciformes; Percidae
Exons: 4
Coding region: 118-630 (170 amino acids)
Source: RefSeq, a predicted model, not a curated record
GUGCAGUGUGGGUGUGUUCUCUUUCUGCACUUCUUGCAUGCCUCUCACUGCCUUCUGUUGGGAUUGUAGAGAAGCUGUGAAGUAGAGGAGCUGCGAAACAACAGGUGCUGGUCCAUCAUGGCCCCCAAACUGAGUGUGCUGCUGCUAAUACUGUCCGUUGUCACGGUAACGGUUCUGGCCCAGAGGCGACGGACAUCGUCGUCGUCGACAACCACUAACACUGACGAGUGGAACUACAGGGAUGGCUCUGAGAAGGUGAACAUGCGUGGCGUGGCCAACCUGACUCAGAUCCUAGACAACUGGAGGUUCGACAUCCUGAGCCAGAUGAAAGGACUUCUGCAGAACGACCACCAGUCUCUCCUGCCCGACUACGCUAGGAUCCAGCCGCUGUCUGAGGCUUUAGAUGAUCUCUACAAGGAGUUCAACGCCCUCAAAGCUCACCUGGGUGACCUGACCGACAAGUUCUCCGCCAUAGAAACCUUCAUCGAUGAGGUCAAGGCAGACCGCGCCAACAACGCCAACGCUGGCGCUGCCUCUGGCCCUGCCUCUGGCCCUGCCCCUGGCCCGGCCCCGGCCCUUGUCCCCAGACAGGCUGGGAGGAGGGUGCUGAAGAAGAAAGCCUCUUCCUAAACAGCCAAUGAUAUGCUUCUUCUAUCCUGAUGUCUCUGUUUGUCUUAUCUGGCUUAAGCUAAUCCUCCUAUACUUUCAUCACGUUGUAUACAAUUCUUAGGCCAAGGCACUCCCAAUUUAUAACGCCAAUAUCUAAAAUUAAAAUAUACAAUACAGUACAAGAUUAAACAUCUAAAAUAUAUAUACAUAAAUAAACAGUACAAUACGCAUCUUAUAUUACAUGUAAAAGAGCAAUUCAGCACUGUUUAAUAUAUACCAAGAUCAUUUUUCAAAAUAAAUAUUGUUUUCCUGUUAUGUUUUUACAUUUCCUGUGACACGGUGGUAUAACAUGCAAAUUGGUUUAGAAAUCUGCACACGUGCUGUGUCUAAAAUCACUCACUUGACUCAUUCAGCCCUCCCUAUAGUAUAUGUGCAGUAAAUUGAUAUUUUUUAAAGCAUUUUGGAUGCGUCGCAUUGUGGGAUUGUUAGUAGAAAGUGGUCCAUGCUAUGGACACAUUGUAGAAUUCAAAUAAAAUGGCCAAGGGUAAAUAAAGUGGACGAUGUAAUAAUAAAAAGCUAGGGGUUUUGAACACAGCUACUAUUUCCAGUUUCCUCAUCAAGUAAUAUAUCUGUUGUUAAAAUUAAAAAAAGAAAAUCCAGGGAUUUGAUUUGCAAGAUUGCCUGUUUGUUGUUGUUUAAGUGCCUGCCGACUUUAACUAUACAUGCUGAGGGAUAUCUUCAAACUUGCAGCACAGCACAGCUGAGCUGGUUAGAAAGAACUUGUUCUGUUUGUUCUGAAUGCUUUUAGGACAAAUAUGCUUGUUGGUUUGGGUUUUCUGCUAAAUAUUUCAUAUUUACCCAUGAGCUACAAAUAAACACAUUUCUGGCAUUCA